This is a messenger RNA of Macadamia integrifolia, 771 nucleotides long. Its product is annotated as protein NONRESPONDING TO OXYLIPINS 2, mitochondrial-like. Gene Ontology annotation, cellular component: mitochondrion. Bases 161 to 457 code for a protein of 98 amino acids. NCBI's taxonomy places the organism in Eukaryota, Viridiplantae, Streptophyta, Magnoliopsida, Proteales, Proteaceae. The record is from RefSeq and is a predicted model, not a curated record. The transcript has 3 exons.
CCAUUGUUUCUCCUAAAUUGUUUUUCUUAGCUUUCAGACAUAGCGGUAAUUCAAAACAAAAGAGGAAUUAGCAUAGUGACCGGAAAUAACAGCUCCCCAUAAAACCCUGCGAAACAGCAAAAGUAGUCUGCUUAAACCCUUUUUGAAAGCUUCGACCACCAUGACUGCUUCAGCCAUUCUUUCGAGAUUAACCUCUCGUUCUCCGUCUCUGGUUCUCAAAUGCCAGAAAAACGCAUUAUCACCUUCGUUUUCUCCUCUCAAAUCCGCCUUCCCAUCUCAGGUUUCCAAUUCCUCAAGGCGCGUUCAUGGGAUUUCAAGAUUACCACUGGAGUUGAGCAGUCAGGGAUCGCUGAUGCCUUUACACAGCGCAAUCGCUUCAGCUCGCCUGAGAUCCAUUCUAUCGGUCGAUUCUCAGAGUUGGGGAUUGAUUCCUCAGGGCAUCUCAAUGCCUUUAUGACAUCAGAUCCUUAGUGACGAGCUUUCACUUGAGAGAUUUUCUGUUGGAUAAGGAUGUAGGUCGGAUUUUGACUUCUUUCUUUUAUGUGGAUUUGUAAUUUGUUCACUUGUGUUCCCUUGAUUGACUGAUCGUGAGAUGCCCAAAUUGAAAGCGAAUGCAAAAGGUUAAAUUUUUUCAAAAAUUUCUAAUCCUGGACGAGUUUGCCUAGCAGUUAGAGAUACAUUGUUGCUUCUUUGUUUUAUUGUCGUAGCUAUCCAUACUGGAGAUGUCUAGCAAUAUCUAUAUAGAUUAAGGAACAGAAUUCUGUACCCUAA